GUUAUGCCGCGGCUAAUAAACGUAGGAGUUAAGAUAGCUUUAGACUUGAGUUGUAAAAUAAUUGCCACGCUGGCUGGUCGAUAUGAAGAUGUGGUAUUUGUACCUGUUUGUUUUGGUAAUCCAGUUGGCCCUGUCCUCAGCGAAUCACACCCUGUGCAGGCCAGAUCUUUGCAUUAAUUCGGAAGUCCAUGUGGGCUGUUUCCAUCACAAGCAACUUGCCCACAAGUGCGGCAAUGGCAACCUUGUGUUGCACGUGAACGGAGCCUUGAAACUCGGCAUUCUUGACAGGAUCAACACGUUGCGUAACUUUGUGGCCAGUGGAGCGGGUAACUACGCGGUGGCCGCUCGCAUGCCGACAAUGAGAUGGGAUUACACUCUGCAGAAGCUGGCCGAUCGCCAGGUGCGCCAGUGCGACGAGAACGGAAAGUACUGCGCCAACACUGAUAGCUAUCACUAUGUGGCCACCACCGAAAUCCGGAGCACGAUGAGCCGGUAUAGCAAAUUGGAGCACGAGAUCCUGGAUAAACUGCUGCCGGAAAUGUUCCUGGAUGUCCAGAUUCUACCCACCAACGAGAGCGCCUGUGUGGGCCACUUUGUACCUUUGAUCCAGGAUCGCGGCGCCCGGAUGGGCUGCGCCGUCCGCCUGAAGAACAGGUCCAAGAGCAAGUCGAACGUGAUCCUGCUGUGCCACUUUUCACGGGCCAACGUAAACGAACUGCCGGCGUACGAAUUGGGCACGCAUCCCGGCGAGAAGUGCGUCACCGGAUCGAGCCAGAUGUACAAGUACCUGUGCAACGUGGAGGAGAAGGUGGACGCCAACAGUAUGGUGGUGGACACCAUGAUGCCGCUCAGCACUAAGGGAGAAAAAAAAGACACAGACGGUUCAGUUGAGUUGAUGAUGGAGCGUAAAUAAAGUCACGAAAGUGUGUCCAAUGGUGA
Drosophila elegans is the source of this 939-nucleotide messenger RNA. Its product is annotated as antigen 5 like allergen Cul n 1. The transcript has 3 exons. Lineage: Eukaryota; Metazoa; Arthropoda; Insecta; Diptera; Drosophilidae. The record is from RefSeq and is a predicted model, not a curated record. The coding region runs from base 83 to 913 and encodes 276 amino acids.